CUCACAUUUGCCGUCUUUCUGUCAUUUAUUUGUACAGUAUUUUUACAUCAUGGAUGGAAUUAUUGCAAUCAACAGUGUGCGACUGAUCAUUAUGGCGUUGGUCGGUAUAACUGCCCUGUUCCAGGCCUUCAAACGCAAAUUAAUGCAACCCUAUACGAACAUCAUCGUUGCCUGUGCAUGUAAUACUGCAGUAGUAGCGGUUGCGUUCGGGCAACAUUUCGCCAUCACCGUUGUAAUGGCAAGCAUCCUUCAAGUAAUCAAUAUCUUGGGUAUCUGCUACAGCUGGCUAGUCUUUUUCGAAUCCGCGCGGCAGUUGACUCUAUGGCUGAACUUCAAUGGCCAUCCACCUUCAGCUAUGAUCCGGAUUGUCGUCAGCAGCGGAUACCUGUGGACGUUAGUGAUGACUGCAACGACCGUUGCUCACGCUUCUCUUUUAGCGAGUAUGAUAAAUGGUAGUUCAUCCUACGACUAUAGGCCGCUGAAUGGACUCCAAGGUUUCUACAUCUACGGCUUGAUCGCCUUUCCCAUAUUUGCCAUCUGCCUCUUGCUGAUGCUAAAGGACCAUAUUCUCCAUCUCAAGGCUUUGUGUGGCUAUAUCUUCUUGUUAGGCUCCUACAUAAUCGCCUUUAUGGUUAUUUCCUCCUCCGCCGUCGUAAGGAGAAUGGAGUGGGAUGGAUUGGCGGCAAUCCAUGUCGUAUUUGGCACCCUUUUCGUGGCUUCCGCAUUAUGUAUUUUCAUUUGGAUCGGACCGGCUUACAAUCUUGUCCGCAAAGAAGGUCUCCAAGUCCCUCCCCAAGGUGGAUUACCAACACAAGCCAUGCACCAAAAUAAUAACUUUGGACAGUUCAACAACAUCGGUCCAGGUGCCUUCAACAACGGGUUCAACGGCAAUUUCAAUCCUAAUAUGCCUCCGUUCAAUAACCCGGCUUUCAUUAAUGCCGCAUUUAACAACAACGCUCAAUUUGCUAACAACGGCUACAACGGAAAUGUCACUCCAGGUGUCAACGGCCACAACAGUACGAUGCCUUUCAAUAAUGGUAUGCCAUUCAAUAACGGUAUGCCCUUCUUUUUCAACGGUGUCUGGUUUGACAGCACCGGCGUGCCUCUCAAUAGUCAUCUUAACAAUAACGCGCAAGCGUUGAAUGGCAAUGGAUCCAACAAUGCAUCUGGAAAUGGAUUUGGCAACGGUGACAACACCAACAGCGGACCUGCUCUCCCCAUGCAGACACAUAGCGGACAGAAUGAGCAGACUGAAAGCAGUAAACUCAUGGUCGACGGAUCGCCAAACGCAUCUUCUGGUGCUGGUCCGUCUUAACAGCAAGCGAUGCCGGAUGCGAUCCUGAUGAUAUAGCUUGCUGGAUGGACAGUUUAAUUUUUUGGUUUAUGCAUACUACUUUCGCCAUUAUACGAUUAUGUUAUUUCUUAUUCUAUUCUUCUUAAACUGUUAUUAUUUACUACCAUUAUUCUUAUUAUUUUAUUUCGUACGUCCGAGCCCAAUAAAAA
Molecule: messenger RNA, 1503 nt
Organism: Radiomyces spectabilis
Lineage: Eukaryota; Fungi; Mucoromycota; Mucoromycetes; Mucorales; Radiomycetaceae
Exons: 1
Coding region: 50-1315 (421 amino acids)
Source: RefSeq, a predicted model, not a curated record